UCUCCGGGGCUUCUCUCCUCCUGCAGCCAUCUUCCCCCUGCCAGGGGCCGGGUAGAGCGGCUGCAAAGCAGGCAGAGGAGGGGAAGGAAGAGGACCGGCAGAAGGAGGAGGUGGAGGAGGUGGUAAGGCCGAGCCCCGCCGCGGGAGCCCCAGCAUGGUGAAGAGGAAGAGCUCCGAGGGUCAGGAACAGGACAGUAGCCGAGGCAUCCCCCUGCCCAUCCAGACCUUCCUCUGGCGGCAAACCAGUGCAUUUCUGAGGCCCAAACUGGGAAAGCAAUAUGAAGCAUCCUGUGUGUCCUUUGAGCGUGUCCUUGUGGAAAACAAGCUCCAUGGUCUCUCUCCUGCCCUUUCUGAAGCUAUCCAGAGCAUUUCCCGCUGGGAGCUGGUCCAAGCAGCCUUACCACACGUCUUGCACUGCACUGCAACUCUGCUUUCCAACAGAAACAAGCUAGGUCACCAGGAUAAACUCGGGGUGGCUGAGACCAAGCUACUCCACACCUUGCACUGGAUGCUGCUUGAGGCCCCUCAGGACUGCAACAGUGAGAGGUUUGGGGGAGGAGAUAGGGGCUCUGGCUGGGGAGGGGGCAGCACUGUUUUCAUCCAUCAGAUCGAGAACCAGGGGUCCCCGGGACGAGCCCGACACAGCAGUGCCCAUGACGAAGAAGAAAACAACCGGAGGAAAUUCUUCCAGAACUCCAUGGCCACCGUGGAGCUCUUCGUCUUCCUGUUUGCUCCCCUGGUUCACAGGAUCAAGGAGUCUGACCUGACCUUCCGACUGGCUAGUGGACUGGUUAUCUGGCAGCCCAUGUGGGAACACAGACACCCUGAGGUUUCAGCCUUCACAGCACUAGUGAAGCCCAUCAGGAACAUCAUCACAGCCAAGCGAAGUUCUCCUAUCAACAAUCAAAGCCAGUCCUGUGAAUCACCCAACCAGGGUCCAGGACACACAGAGGGGCUGCAGGUAGUAUGUGAAACUGCCCAGGAAGAUUCCGUUUUGCCCAGGGCCCCGACUGCAGGCUGCCACCGAGGAAACUCCUUUGACGGAAGCGUGUCGUCUCAAGCGUCUCAGGAGAGAGGGCCAUUCCACUCCAGGGUGUCCUUGGCCAUCCCGCCUUGCCAGCGCUCCCGCUAUGCCACCUACUUCGACGUGGCCGUUCUGCGCUGCCUGCUUCAGCCGCACUGGUCCGAGGAGGGCACCCAGUGGGCCCUGACAUACUACCUCCAGCGGCUGCGGCAUAUGUUGGAGGAGAAGCCAGAGAAGCCCCCCGAGCCGGAUGUCCCGCACCUGUCCCGGCCCCGCAGCAGCUCCAUGGUGGCCGCAGCUCCUUCUCUCGUGAACACCCACAAAACCCAAGACCUUACCUUGAAAUGCAACGAGGAUGAAAAGUCCCUGAGCACAGAGGCCUUCUCCAAGGUGUCCUUGACCAACCUACGCAGGGCAGCAGUGCCGGACCUGUCCACUGACCUGGGCAUGAACAUAUUCAAGAAGUUCAAGAGUCGCAAGGAAGACCGAGAACGCAAGGGCUCGAUUCCCUUCCCCCACACGGGGAAGCGCCGGCAGCGCCGGAUGGGCAUGCCCUUCCUGCUCCACGAGGACCACCUGGAUGUAUCGCCAACCCGCAGCACCUUCUCCUUUGGCAGCUUCUCAGGAGCCGGGGAGGACCGGCGGGCCAUUGAAGGCGGCUGGCAGACCACCAUCCUAGGCAAAUUCACCAGGAGGGGAAGUUUCGAUGCAGCUACGGAAAUGGAGAGUCUGGGUGCCCGACACUCACAUUCACAUCACCGCUGGUCAGCGACCUGCCCGACCACUUCCAACAGCCACGGAGAAAACACCGUCAAGGAAGUGCGAUCCCAGAUCUCCACGAUAACUGUGGCGACUUUCAACACCACCCUGGCUUCGUUCAAUGUGGGCUAUGCGGACUUCUUCAGUGAGCACAUGCGGAAACUCUGCAACCAGGUGCCCAUCCCGGAGAUGCCCCAUGAGCCGCUAGCGUGUGCCAACCUGCCAAGAAGUCUGACCGACUCCUGCAUCAACUACAGUUGUUUGGAGGACACAGAACACAUUGACGGGACCAACAAUUUUGUCCACAAGAACGGCAUGCUGGAUCUCUCGGUGAUUCUGAAGGCGGUGUACCUGGUCCUGAACCACGACAUCAGCUCCCGCAUCUGUGACGUGGCCUUGAACAUCGUAGAGUGCCUGCUGCAGCUGGGGGUGGUGCCCUGUGUGGAGAAGAACAGGAAGAAGAACGAGAACAAAGAGGAGGCUGGAGACCGGAGGCUGAGCGAGGGCACCUUCCAGAUCAAGGGAGCCUCUGGGGGCUCAGCCUGUGAAUUUGGGGGUGCCUCCAUUGGUGGAGCUGGAGAUGGUGGAGGAGGAGGAGAAGAGGGAGGAGGUGGAGAAGCAGGAGGCGAUGGUGGAGGAGGAGGAGGAGGAGGAGGAGGCGAAGGUGGCGGAGGUGGAGGUGGACCUUAUGAACAGAACAAUAAGAACCAGGACAAGGAUGAAAGCCCACCGUUAAGCACCCAUAGGCUGGCGCUGACCAUGCUGAUCAAAAUAGUGAAAUCGCUGGGUUGUGCCUAUGGCUGCGGGGAAGGACACCGCGGGCUCUCUGGGGAUCGUCUGAGACAUCAGGUAUUCCGAGAGAAUGCCCAGAACUGCCUCACUAAGCUAUACAAGCUGGAUAAAAUUCAGUUUCGACAAACCAUGAGAGACUACGUGAACAAGGAUUCCCUCAAUAAUGUAGUGGAUUUCUUGCAUGCUUUGCUAGGAUUCUGUAUGGAACCAGUUACAGACAAUAAGGCUGGUUUUGGAAAUAAUUUCACCACAAUGGAUAACAAAUCAACAGCUCAGAAUGUGGAAGGCAUUAUUGUCAGCGCCAUGUUCAAGUCACUGAUCACCCGUUGUGCAUCCACAACCCAUGAACUGCACAGCCCCGAAAACCUGGGCCUCUAUUGUGAUAUCCGCCAACUGAUUCAGUUCAUCAAGGAAGCUCACGGGAAUGUCUUUCGGAGGGUGGCCCUCAGUGCCUUACUGGACAGUGCAGAAAAAGUAAUACCGGGGAAGAAAGCAGAAGAGGCUGAACCGGAAUCUCGGCCCUCAGGGAGCAAAAGAUCAGAGGCGGGAAGUGUGGUCGAUAAAGGGCCAGCCCCCCCAGUCCCCGAGGAGUGCCGUGGUUUCGUGAGCAGCCGCCCCCUGCAGACUCCGGAACACGAUGAACAAAUGCAGGGAGCAAAUCUUGGGCGCAAAGAUUUCUGGCGCAAGAUGUUCAAAUCACAGAGCGCAGCCAGCGACACCAGCAGUCAGUCGGAGCAGGACACGUCCGAGUGCACGACCGCACACUCCGGGACCACCACUGAUCGGCGCUCCCGCUCUCGGUCCCGACGGAUUUCACUCCGGAAGAAACUCAAGCUCCCCCUAGGGAACUGGCUGAAACGUUCCUCACUCUCGGGCCUGGCAGAUGGAGUGGAAGAUCUCCUGGACAUCAGUUCUGUAGACCGUCUGUCCUUCAUCAGACAGAGCUCUAAAGUUAAAUUCACUAGCGCAGUGAAGCUGUCUGAAGGUGGACCUGGGGGUGGGAUGGAGAACGGACGAGAUGAAGAGGAGAAUUUCUUCAAGCGUCUCGGUUGCCACAGCUUGGAUGACCACCUGACCUCCAACCAGGAGGGGGGCAAAUAUAAGAAUGUGGUGAAUCUGGGUGCCAUCAGGCAAGGCAUGAAGCGGUUUCAGUUUCUGCUGAAUUGCUGUGAACCCGGCACCAUUCCUGACGCCUCCAUCCUGGCAGCUGCCCUGGAUCUGGAAGCACCGGUAGUGGCCAGAGCGGCCCUCUUCUUGGAGUGCGCCCGGUUCGUCCACCGCUGCAACCGUGGCAGCUGGCCCGAGUGGAUGAAGGGCCAUCAUGUCAACUUGACCAAGAAAGGCCUCUCCCGGGGACGCUCUCCCAUAGUGGGGAACAAACGGAACCAGAAGUUGCAGUGGAACGCGGCCAAACUCUUCUACCAGUGGGGAGAUGCCAUUGGCAUUCGGCUGAACCAACUGUGCCAUGCAGAGAGUGAGAGUCCUGCCAGCCUGCUGGGGCUCAUUUAUGAUGAGGAGACCAAGAGGAGGCUGAGAAAGGAGGAUGAGGAGGAAGACUUUUUAGAUGACAGCACAGUGAACCCCACGAAAUGUGGGUGUCCCUUUGCCCUGAAGAUGGCCGCCUGCCAGCUUCUGCUCGAGAUCACCACCUUCCUACGAGAGACCUUUGCCUGUUUGCCCAGGCCUCGGACGGAGCCUCUGGUGGACCUGGAGAGCUGCAGACUGCGCUUGGACCCCGAGCUGGACCGACAUAGAUACGAGAGGAAGAUCAGCUUUGCUGGCAUCCUCGACGACAAUGAGGACUCCAAAGACUCACUCCACAGCAGCAGCCACACGCUGAGAUCAGACACUGGAGUGGAAGAGAAGAAAGUUCCCAGCAGCAGGAAGAUCAGGAUAGGAGGCUCCCGCCUGCUCCAGAUUAAAGGAACCCGCAGUUUCCGGGUGAAGAAGGGGGGUUCCCUGUGCAGCAUUCGCCGAGCCGGCAGCUUAAAGAGCACCAAGUUAUCACGGCAGGACUCAGAGUCUGAGAAUGAGGAACCGCAGCUGUCCCAGAGCAGGGACACUGUCACUGAUAUAGAAGGAAGCCCAUGGAGCGCCAGUGAGCCCAGCAUUGAGCCAGAGGGACUGAGCAACAUCAGCACGGAGGAGAACUACCACCGGAACAUGUCAUGGGUCCACGUCAUGAUUCUUCUGUGCAACCAGCAAAGCUUCAUUUGUACCCACGUCGACUACUGCCACCCCCACUGCUAUCUCCACCACAGCCGCUCCUGUGCCCGCCUGGUGCGGGCAAUCAAACUGCUUUACGGAGACACCGUGGACUCCCUUCGCGAAGAACACACAGUCAACCCUGGAGCCUUUCGGGGCAAGAAGCAGAAAGAGUGCUCAGACAAGUCCUGCCUGCGAACACCCUCUUUGAAGAAGAGAGUUUCAGACACCAACCUGGAAGGGAAGAAAGACUCUGGGAUGCUCAAAUACAUCAGACACCAGGUGAUGAGCCUGUCUCCAGCUCCCUUGUCCCUGCUGACUAAGGCAGCCCCCAUCCUGACCGAGGAGAUGUACGGCGACAUCCAGCCGGCCGCCUGGGAGCUGCUGCUCAGUGUGGAUGAGCACAUGGCAGGGGCUGCAGCGGCCAUGUUCCUCCUGUGCGCCGUCAAAGUCCCCGAGGCCGUGUCUGAUAUGCUGAUGUCCGAGUUCCAUCACCCGGAGACUGUGCAGAGGCUGAAUGCCAUCCUCAAAUUCCACACCCUCUGGAGGUUUCGCUACCAGGUCUGGCCCCGGAUGGAGGAAGGAGCCCAGCAGAUCUUUAAGAUCCCUCCUCCCAGUAUAAACUUCACCCUGCCCUCACCAGUGUUGGGCAUGCCCUCCGUGCCCAUGUUCGACCCUCCCUGGGUCCCCCAGUGUAGCGGCAGCGUGCAGGACCCCAUCAAUGAAGACCAGUCGAAAUCAUUUUCAGCCCGUGCCGUGUCCCGCUCCCAUCAGAGAGCGGAGCACAUCCUGAAGAACCUGCAGCAGGAGGAGGAGAAGAAGCGCCUGGGCCGAGAAGCCAGCCUUAUCACCGCCAUCCCCAUCACUCAGGAAGCAUGCUAUGAGCCCUCCUGCACCCCGAACUCGGAGCAGGAGGAAGAAGUAGAAGAAGUCAGCAACCUGGCAUCCCGCCGCCUCUCCGUGAGCCCGUCCUGCACCUCGAGCACCUCCCACCGCAACUAUUCCUUCCGCCGGGGCUCCGUCUGGUCAGUGCGUUCAGCGGUCAGUGCAGAAGAUGAAGAGCACACUACUGAGCACACGCCAAAUCACCAUGUGCCCCAGCCCCCACAGGCAGUGUUCCCAGCAUGCAUCUGUGCAGCAGUGCUGCCAAUCGUUCACCUGAUGGAAGACGGAGAGGUCCGAGAGGACGGAGUAGCAGUGAGUGCGGUAGCCCAGCAGGUCCUGUGGAACUGCUUGAUUGAAGACCCCUCCACGGUUCUUCGACAUUUCCUGGAAAAGCUCACCAUAAGCAACCGACAGGAUGAACUGAUGUAUAUGCUCAGAAAGCUGCUCCUGAAUAUUGGAGACUUCCCUGCUCAGACCUCUCACAUCCUGUUUAACUACUUGGUGGGACUGAUCAUGUAUUUUGUGCGUACGCCCUGUGAAUGGGGAAUGGAUGCCAUCUCAGCAACUCUCACUUUCCUCUGGGAGGUAGUAGGCUACGUAGAGGGCCUUUUCUUCAAGGACCUCAAACAGACGAUGAAGAAGGAACAAUGUGAAGUGAAGUUAUUGGUCACUGCUUCGAUGCCAGGCACCAAGACCCUGGUUGUGCAUGGACAGAAUGAAUGUGACAUCCCAACCCAGUUACCAGUCCAUGAAGACACCCAGUUUGAAGCUCUUCUAAAGGAGUGUUUGGAAUUUUUUAACAUACCUGAAACCCAGUCAACUCACUACUUCUUGAUGGACAAAAGGUGGAAUCUCAUCCACUAUAACAAGACCUAUGUGCGGGAUAUUUAUCCCUUCCGGAGGUCUGUCUCUCCACAGCUGAACCUCGUCCAUAUGCAUCCGGAAAAAGGCCAAGAGCUCAUUCAGAAACAGGUGUUCACCCGGAAGCUGGAAGAAGUGGGCCGUGUCCUGUUCCUCAUCUCUCUGACCCAGAAAAUCCCCACAGCCCAUAAGCAGUCCCACGUCUCCAUGCUCCAGGAGGACCUGUUGCGCCUGCCCUCCUUCCCCCGCAGUGCCAUCGAUGCCGAGUUCUCCCUCUUUAGUGACCCUCAAGCUGGGAAGGAACUCUUUGGCCUGGACACCCUCCAGAAGAGUCUGUGGAUUAAACUCUUGGAGGAGAUGUUUCUGGGCAUGCCCAGUGAGUUCCCCUGGGGGGAUGAAAUCAUGCUCUUCCUCAACGUCUUCAAUGGAGCCCUGAUCCUCCACCCAGAAGAUAGCGCUUUGCUGAGGCAGUAUGCCGCCACCGUCAUCAAUACAGCUGUUCACUUCAAUCAUCUUUUCUCCCUCAGUGGGUACCAGUGGAUUCUCCCCACCAUGCUGCAGGUGUAUGCCGACUAUGAGAGCAACCCGCAGCUGCGCCAAGCCAUCGAAUUUGCCUGUCACCAGUUUUACAUUCUGCACCGCAAACCCUUUGUCCUGCAGCUGUUUGCCAGCGUGGCGCCCCUCCUAGAGUUUCCUGAUGCAGCCAAUAGUGGGUCCAGCAAAGGCGUCUCCUCCCAGUGCCUCUUCGACCUCCUGCAGUCCCUGGAGGGAGAAACCAUCGAUACACUGGACAUUUUGGAACUGGUGAAAGCCGAGAAGCCCCUCAAGUCAUUGGACUUUUGCUAUGGGAACGAAGACCUAACCUUCUCCAUCAGCGAAGCCAUCAAGCUGUGCGUGACUGUGGUGGCUUAUGCUCCCGAGUCUUUCCGCAGUCUUCAGAUGCUGAUGGUCUUGGAAGCCUUAGUUCCGUGUUACCUGCAGAAGCUGAAGAGACAAACGUCCCAGGUGGAGACUGUGCCAGCCGCCCGGGAAGAGAUUGCUGCCACAGCGGCUCUGGCCACCUCCCUGCAGGCCCUCCUGUACAGCGUGGAAGCUCUGACCAGACCGAUGACGGCCCCUCAAAUGAGCCGCUGUGACCCAGGCCACAAGGGAACCGCCACAGCCAACCACACAGUGUCAUCGGGGGGCAACACCAGGUACCAGGAGCAGGGGGCUAAGCUGCACUUCAUCAGGGAAAACCUGCACUUGCUGGAGGAAGGGCAGGGCCUUCCUCGGGAGGAGCUGGACGAGAGGAUUGCGCGGGAGGAGUUCCGGCGGCCCCGGGAGUCUCUCCUGAACAUUUGCACUGAGUUCUACAAGCACUGUGGGCCACGGCUCAAGAUCCUGCAGAAUCUGGCUGGGGAGCCCAGGGUCACCUCGUUGGAGCUGCUGGAUGUGAAGUCACACAUGAGGUUGGCGGAAAUUGCACAUUCCCUGCUGAAGCUGGCCCCAUAUGACACGCAGACCAUGGAGAGCCGCGGACUUCGGAGGUAUAUCAUGGAGAUGCUGCCCAUCACCGACUGGACGGCCGAAACCGUGAGGCCUGCCCUCAUCCUCAUCCUCAAGAGACUGGAUCGUAUGUUCAAUAAGAUUCACAAGAUGCCUACUCUGAGGCGACAGGUUGAGUGGGAACCUGCCAGCAAUUUGAUUGGAGGGGUUUGUUUGACACUUCAGAGGCAGCCAAUCAUAUCCUUCCUGCCUCACCUUAGGUCACUGAUCAAUGUCUGUGUCAAUCUGGUGAUGGGAGUGGUAGGACCUUCCAGUGUUGCCGAUGGAUUACCCCUUCUUCAUCUCAGCCCUUAUCUCUCGCCACCUCUGCCCUUCAGCACGGCUGUUGUCCGGCUUGUAGCAUUGCAGAUCCAGGCUUUGAAAGAAGAUUUCCCUUUAAGCCAUGUGAUCUCCCCAUUCACCAAUCAGGAGAGAAGGGAAGGGAUGCUUUUAAACCUCCUCAUCCCAUUUGUGCUCACAGUAGGAUCGGGAAGCAAAGACAGUCCCUGGUUGCAGCAACCAGAGGUGCUGCUGCUGCUGCACACGGUGAUUGGCGUCCUCCUGCCUCCGCGUAUCAUCAGCACGUCCCGCAGCAAGAACUUCAUGCUGGAGAGCUCCCCCGCGCACUGCUCCACGCCGGGCGACGCGGGCAAGGACCUGCGCCGGGAGGGGCUGGCCGAGUCCACCAGCCAAGCCGCAUACUUGGCCCUGAAGGUGAUCCUCGUCUGCUUCGAGCGGCAGCUGGGUAGCCAGUGGUACUGGCUGAGCCUGCAGGUCAAGGAGAUGGCCCUGCGCAAGGUGGGCGGGCUGGCCCUGUGGGAUUUCAUCGACUUCAUCGUGCGCACGCGGAUACCCAUCUUCGUGCUCCUGAGGCCAUUUGUCCAGUGCAAGCUUCUGGCCCAGCCAGCCGAGAACCACGAGGAGCUGUCUGCCCGCCAGCAUAUCGCCGAUCAGCUGGAGCGCCGUUUCAUCCCCCGCCCCCUCUGCAAGAGCUCUCUCAUCUCCGAGUUCAACAGCGAGCUCAAGAUCCUGAAGGAGGCCGUCCACAGCGGCUCAGCCUACCAAGGGAAGACGUCUAUCAGCACCGUGGGCACCUCCACUUCCGCUUACCGCCUGAGCCUGGCCACCAUGUCCCGCUCCAACACAGGCACCGGCACCGUCUGGGAGCAGGACAGUGAGCUGUCCCAGCAAGCUUCCCAGGACACGCUGAGCAGAACAGAUGAGGAGGAUGAAGAGAAUGAGUCCGUGAGCGUGCCCAGCGUGGUAAGUGAGCAGGAAGCUUUCCUCCUGAGCUCCGUGGGGCGGCGGCGGUUCUCCAGCCACGUUUCCAGCAUGUCUGCGCCUCAGGCAGAGGUGGGCAUGGUCCCCAGCCAAAGUGAACCCAAUGUCCUCGAUGACUCCCAGGGCCUGGCGGCUGAGGGCAGCCUCUCUAGGGUAGCCAGCGUGCAGAGCGAGCCCGGUCAGCAGACGCUUCUCCUCCAGCAGCCUUUGGGCCGGAAGAGAGGUCUCCGGCAGUUGCGGCGCCCCCUCCUGUCCCGCCAGAAGACCCAGACAGAGCCCCGCAGUCGCCACGGAGCGCGACUCUCGACCACCCGGCGGAGCAUCCAGCCGAAGACCAAGCCUCCUGCAGACCAGAAGCGAUCGGUGACUUUCACAGAAGUGCAUCCCGAUGCCGACGCUCCCCCAGUGGAGCCCGCGCUUCCUGCUGCCGCCCUGAGCAGCACCAAAAGCAGCCUCCCUCGUGUUGGUCCUCCCGAAGUGGGGGAGAGACCUCUGCUCACCUCUUCUCCCGCCAUCGUGGUUGCGGAUCUGCACACCAAGCAGAGCGAGGUCCUCCCCACUGGGGAGGGGGAGAAGGAGGAGGAGGAAGGGGAAGCAGGGACCCAAGGAGCUCUACCCACGAGUCCCACAACCUCCCAGCUGUCAGACCCCGAGGGCUUCACCGGCCUGGACACAGCCGGCCUGUUGCAGCCGGUAGACACUGUUCUGCACAUCAGCGAGGAUUCCGGCACGGAGAACCCCCUGCUGUCCGGCCGUUUCAGCUUCACCCACAUCGAUCUGGGGGAUGCCGACGUGGACCUUGACGAGUCUCACGUCUAACUGGGAGCAGGAGGGAGGCUUGGUAAGGGGCAGAUGGAGGGGAGCGUAAGGUCAGGUGCCUGCCCGUCAUUUUUAUUACUCACUUAAGACGAGAGUGUUUACACCCUAAGGGAAUCAAGGUUUUGCUCCCGGUGGAAUGUUUUUCAGAAACCCCCUGGUUUCUGGCCCUCUGCUGCCUCCACAGUCAGAGGGGAAUGAAAACCCCUUCUUGUGCCCACCCGCCUUUUUUUAAUGGUAUUUGUCAAGUGCUUACAAUGGGCCAGACACUGUUCUAAGCAUGAGGGUAGAUGCAAGAUA
Molecule: messenger RNA, 10450 nt
Organism: Ornithorhynchus anatinus (platypus)
Lineage: Eukaryota; Metazoa; Chordata; Mammalia; Monotremata; Ornithorhynchidae
Gene: UNC80
Product: unc-80 homolog, NALCN channel complex subunit
Biological process (GO): monoatomic cation homeostasis
Cellular component (GO): cation channel complex; axon
Molecular function (GO): monoatomic cation channel activity
Source: RefSeq, a predicted model, not a curated record